UAUAGACGUAAAUUAAAGUAUGGCAAAUAACACCGAUUAUGUCAAGGUACUUUGGGAACUGACAUACUCCGACGUCGCUCUAAGCAGUUCCAUACUAAUAAUCAUCGGAUGUAUCGUUGGAAUCCUAGGGAAUGGUUCAGUUAUAAUAUGUUACUUCUUUCGGAUUCAGGAAAGAGGAGAGCGUUAUUUUAUUCCGGUGUUGGCAGUCGUAGACUUAGUUGCGUGUUUAACAAGUUCUAUUUUCUACGUCAUGGAUAAUGCAUUUUUUUUAAAUUAUCCCUAUGACUUGAUGUGUCGUAUUCUGAUAUUUUUGCAGCUUCUUGUGCCAGGGACUUCGGCUAGUUUAUUAGUCAUAAUUAGUGUUCAAAGAUAUCUGUUAGUUUGCAAACCUCACGGACCAAGGAUGACAUUACGUUGGAAAAGGAUUGCCAUUGUUGUUGUAUGCUUGUUUACUUUGGCUUACACUGCACCGGUCCUUGUGAUAUCUGGAAUUAAAACAUCAAAUGAAACGUUUCAGAAUCAUACAAUACAAAUUACAAUCUGUAAAUUUUCCACAGCAGAAAUUACAGCUAAGAUAAGAGCGUACAUCGUUUUUUUUUUACUGCUAACGAUUGCCAGUAUUCUGAUAACAAUAAGUUUGUUCAUAUUAGUUUUGAAGAGGAUAAAACUCUCCUUUCUCGGGAAAUUCAGAAGUGGGCGUAAUGCAAGUAAACAUCGAAAUACACCACCUAAUACUGAUUCAACAAAGGAUAUAGAACUGGACAAAUGCGAAGGAAAAACUCAUGGAACUCAAAUGCAGAAACAAUCCUCUACUUUGGGAGUUGGUCUUGAUACUAAUAAACCAGUAAAUACUUUAAAGAAAGAGGACAGCGAACGAACAAGAAAGGAAAAGGCAACAAGAAGAAUAACGAUUAUGUUUUUCGUCAUUAUUGUUGCUUAUGUUUUAUCUUAUAUUCCUUCUUUAAUCAUUUUUAUUGUAGUAUAUACCCUCAAAGAUUUCAAUUAUAUUUCUGUGUCAAGAGAGACAACAUUUGUUAUUACUUACCUUUCGCGUUCUGUGUUUCUAAACCAUAUUGUUAAUCCCUUUGUAUACAGUUACUUCGAUCCGAAUUUUAGAAAAGAAUUGAGAAAGUUAUUUGCAUGUGUAAAUAAAUAGGGGGUGAUACAAAAUAAUAGAUAAAGUGUGAAGACACAGUAGGAUUAGGAAAAUGAUUAAAUUAAUUCAAUAAUAAACAUUUUAACUAUAGAUGUCAAGAGAAAAGAUAUCACUGCCGAUUUCGGUGGAGGCAUUUUGACUGGUUUAAUAUACUAUCCUUCUUACUGUCAACGUUAACGGUAAACUCUUCUCAUGUUGCUAUAAAGGAAAAAUUUCAAACAAUACAAGAAUGCAGAUGGAGAUAUUGCUGAGAGAGAAAUGUGAAAAAUAUUUUAUUCCUAGUAUGGAGUACUCGUUGCAUCCCUUAAAAAGCAAAAAAAAGUGAUGCCAUUGCCUGUCAAAUGGUUCUGUUUUUCUUUUGGACUAAAAUGUUAAAAGUAAAUUGUACACUUAAUAAGACGAUCAAAGUAUAUUACGUUUAUGCGACUUUUUCGGAAGAUUUUCGAUUUAUAUGUAACUUGAUACAGAUAAGACAUAAAUUAAAAGAUAUUUGCACAGAAAGAAUAAAACAACACAUAAGAUAAAUGACAUAUCCAUUUUUGUUAAAAGUUGUAUUGAAUUUCAUUUUGCAGUGCGAUUGUUAUAAUGCAAUAAGGAGACAAUACAUUAAGCCAUAUUAUUAUAGGCGUCCAUGGUCAUUGAAGCUUGUACAGUUGUUGAGCUCAGAAAAUGUACAUUGUCGAGACAUAUGUAACCUUUAAAAAAAAUGUCCAUGUAUUUAAACGUAGAACAGACUUGUUUUAUCCAAUACUUAAUAUAGGCCAUUAUUCUUCUCUAAUGUAUAAAUUUAUCAGUUAUGUAUUAUAACUGGUGUUAAUUUAUCAGUUAUUGUAACUACAUAUAUAUAUAUUUUUCUAAAAUCAAGUUUAUUCCCCAUGCUCAAUUAAAAUAUCGACUUCACCAUCUCAUUAAACAGAGCUUUUCUAUAAAAAUGGGAAUCGUAGAUAUAAAUUUUUUGUUUUGGGUUAUAAUAGUUCGUAUUUUGUGAAGAACCACACUGAUUCUACCAGAAGAUAUACUGAAGAUGAUAUUAUCAAAAUGCGGACUUUUUGAUCGACAAUAUAUUUGUUGAGUUUAGAGGAUUGAUAUUUCAACAGACAGUCGACAUGCCAAUGGGUACUAAUUGUGCACCCCUACUGGCCGAUUUGUUUCUGUACUCGUAUGAAGCAGAAUUCAUUCAAAACCUUCUAAAAGACAAAAAGAAAAAGCACCUUGUGAAAUUCUUUAAUUUUACUUUCAGAUAUAUUGAUGAUGUCCUAUCACUGAAUAAAACCAUAUUUCAGCCAGAACGUACAUCUCAUAUAUAUCCCAGUGAACUUGAAAUUAAGGAUACUACUGAUACUAGAAGGGCUGCUUCAAACAUUGAUCUUUUCCUCAAUAUUGACACAGAUGGACGACUUCACACUAAAUACUAUGACAAACGGGACGAUUUCAACUUCCCAAUUAUCAAUUUCCCAUUUCUCAGCAGUAACAUACCCUAUGCCCCAUCGUACAUAUCUUAGUUGAUACGUUAUGCUCGUGCAUGUUCACACUAUACGGACUUCAUAUACAGGAGUGUGCUCCUUACGCAGAAACUGCUCUAACAAAGUUAUGAGGAGGAAAGUUUAAAAAUGACACUCCGUAAGUUAUGGACACCAUAACGAAUUGGUUGAUCUAUACGAUGUGUUUGUGUCUUAACUAACUAACGACAUUUGUACCACGUCUUAGAUAGUGGUUUACCAUCUACGUCGUCUGGUCUUCUAAGUGCCGACCGUGACCUAUUCCCGAAUAUGACUGUUUUGCUGAGUGUAAAUUCGCAUUGCUAUUAGACGUGUCUCGGUAUUUGUACAUCCAAGAUUCAUGUAUUUUGUUAUGAUGUUUCAUUUGUAAAUAUGGUUGGGUGUUGUUUUAUGUCUUAUCGUUUGUGGUUUAAAUUCUAUUUUUAUUUUCUAUAUGCAUGUAAAAGUAAAUAUUAAUCAUCUAGUUCUUUUAUAUGAUUUUUAGUUUAAAGCAACUAUAUGCACAUGAUUUAUUUGUUUUUACACAGCAGUUUGAUUUAGAAGAAAAAACGACAUGGUUAGAAAAUACAAAUAAUUACACCAUUACUAACACAAUUCUAAAUUAAUAUUCUUGUAAUUGUUAGAAAAUACAUCAAAUAACACCUUUACAAACUUAAUCCCAAUUUUAUAUUCUAUUUUUUGAAAAUUACCUGUGACGUCACUUGAUAAAUUCGUCUGACGCACAGUUCAUUAUUCUAUUGUACUGUAUUUGUGUUCUGUCGUAAAUUAAUUUUAGGUGUUUUUCCCAAAAGGCCUUUAAGUAUUGACAUUCCAUAAUUUUUUUUUAUAGUGUGAUUACACAUGUCACAAUUACUGUCAUCUUUUAUCUUCCAUUUAAAAGGACCUGGAGUGGUUUACAAGGAAGGAUAUGAUGCAACAAUUUCAAUUUAAAUAUUUUUGUUCUGUUAUCUUUUGAAUAAAUAAAUACAAAUUUGAGCAUUGAUUUAAUUGGAAUUAAAGAAUUUAAAUCUAGUACACUUUUCCAUUUUAAGAAACCUGGAGACAUGUCUUCAUUACUAGUGUUAUUAACCUGUGUAUAUAUCUGAUUUGUUUCCAUUACUUGUAAACAUGUUAUCCUUUUGUCAUAAUGCAAAGUUUAAGUUUAUUUUUUACUUUUGAUUUUAUUGAUUUAUCUGAUUUAAUUACCUUUAACCAUUUGUUUGGAAUAGCAUAUUUUAGUUUUGAAAUUUCAAACAUUAGAUUGGAUUUUGAGGAUACUUUAUUAGAUAUUAUACUUUGAGAGAUAUUACCAUUCUGGCAUAUAUAUUUUACAUGUCAUUGUGCUGAUGAGUAUUAUUUGCUUAAAGUAUAUAUAUAUAUUAAAGAAUUGAAUUGAA
Mytilus californianus (California mussel) is the source of this 4031-nucleotide messenger RNA. RefSeq names its product orexin receptor type 2-like. Gene Ontology annotation, biological process: neuropeptide signaling pathway. Gene Ontology annotation, cellular component: membrane. Gene Ontology annotation, molecular function: G protein-coupled peptide receptor activity. Bases 20 to 1156 code for a protein of 378 amino acids. The record is from RefSeq and is a predicted model, not a curated record. Lineage: Eukaryota; Metazoa; Mollusca; Bivalvia; Mytilida; Mytilidae. The transcript has a single exon.